GUCACGGGACUGCGACGGAGCGCGAGCGGAAAAGCAGGGCUAGGCUUGUAAUGUGUCGCCGGCCCGCUGGGCGGGAAGAGGGUGGUUUUCUGAUGUGACGCCCUGUGGUGCCGGUUCCGGGUUAGCGGGUCGGGGAAUGACCUAAUUGCACACCUGUUCUCUGACGUCACUGCAGCCUAUGGAAGAAGAAUCAGUGCCAGAUUUUGGAGUUCAGGAAUGACCUUAGACAAUAUCAAUUGGGCAGCUGUGGAUCGAAUAAUCCGGGUGGAUCACGCAGGUGAAUAUGGAGCAAACCGCAUCUAUGCUGGGCAGAUGGCCGUCCUGGGCCGGACAAGCAUCGGGCCGGCCAUUCAGAAAAUGUGGGAUCAAGAAAAGGACCACUUAAAAAAGUUCAAUGAGUUGAUGGUUGCCUUCAGGGUGCGGCCGACUGUUCUGAUGCCCUUUUGGAACGUGGUGGGAUUUGCACUGGGUGCAGGAACUGCCCUGCUGGGGAAGGAGGGCGCCAUGGCCUGCACCGUGGCUGUGGAAGAGUCCAUAGCGCACCACUACAACAACCAGAUUCGAAGGCUGAUGGAGGAGGAUCCUGCCAAAUACGAGGAGCUGCUUCAGGUGAUAAGGAAGUUUCGGGAUGAAGAGCUUGAGCACCAUGACAUAGGCCUGGAACACGGCGCAGAGCUGGUGGGGACCCACUUUCCCUGUUUGCUCGAGGCUCCAGGAUACACCGUUCUGAAGAGCGUUAUCCAGGCCGGAUGCAGUGUGGCGAUAUAUUUAUCAGAAAGAUUUUAAAUUGUGUCCACUUUUCCCUGUGUAUAAAUGAUGAGAGUAAUUUAACGAGUGACAUGGGCAGAAAAGGAAACAUACGAUCAUUGUUCUGUGAAUUUGCUAUUAAACUAUGAGAGGUUUUUUUCAUUAAAAAAAAAAAAAGGCUCUCCAGUGUU
This is a messenger RNA of Phacochoerus africanus (Common warthog), 938 nucleotides long. It is a transcript of the gene COQ7, whose product is annotated as coenzyme Q7, hydroxylase. The transcript is spliced from 6 exons. The record is from RefSeq and is a predicted model, not a curated record. Gene Ontology annotation, molecular function: 3-demethoxyubiquinol 3-hydroxylase activity. Gene Ontology annotation, cellular component: nucleus; mitochondrial inner membrane. Gene Ontology annotation, biological process: regulation of gene expression; regulation of reactive oxygen species metabolic process; determination of adult lifespan. NCBI's taxonomy places the organism in Eukaryota, Metazoa, Chordata, Mammalia, Artiodactyla, Suidae. Bases 217 to 786 code for a protein of 189 amino acids.